Salvia hispanica is the source of this 822-nucleotide messenger RNA. It is a transcript of the gene ROC7, whose product is annotated as rotamase CYP 7. NCBI's taxonomy places the organism in Eukaryota, Viridiplantae, Streptophyta, Magnoliopsida, Lamiales, Lamiaceae. Gene Ontology annotation, biological process: protein folding; protein peptidyl-prolyl isomerization. The record is from RefSeq and is a predicted model, not a curated record. Gene Ontology annotation, molecular function: cyclosporin A binding; peptidyl-prolyl cis-trans isomerase activity. Gene Ontology annotation, cellular component: intracellular membrane-bounded organelle; cytoplasm.
CAGUUCUCACUUCUCAGCUGAGUAACUGAAGCUGAAGGAAACCCUCGAUCACAACAGAAAUGGCGGCAAAUCAUAGACUACAUCUCCUCUUCACUUUGCUAAUUUGUCUCAGCUUCUCUCUUGCACAGGCAAAGAAAUCUCAGGAAAAAUUGAAAGAAGUGACUCAUAAGGUUUACUUUGACGUUGAGAUUGAUGGCAAACCGGCUGGACGCAUCACUAUGGGUCUCUUUGGGAAAACUGUUCCUAAGACAGCAGAAAAUUUUAGAGCUCUGUGCACAGGUGAGAAGGGGGUUGGAAAACUCGGGAAGCCUCUGCAUUACAAGGGAAGUACAUUCCACAGGAUUAUACCCAGCUUCAUGCUUCAAGGAGGCGACUUUACUCUAGGCGAUGGAAGAGGUGGAGAAUCAAUCUACGGGGAGAAGUUUGCUGAUGAAAACUUUAAGAUCAAACACACAGGACCUGGACUCCUGUCGAUGGCAAACGCUGGCCCUGACACUAAUGGUUCCCAGUUCUUCAUCACUACUGUGACAACCAGCUGGUUAGAUGGCCGGCACGUCGUAUUUGGAAAGGUGCUAUCCGGGAUGGAUGUGGUGUACAAGAUUGAAGCUGAAGGCAAUCAGAGCGGCACACCCAAAAGCAAAGUGGUGAUUGUCGAUAGUGGUGAACUCCCAAUGUGAUCACUUUUUAUGCAUAUUAGAUGCACCAAGACUCAAAAGUUUUAUGGUUUUAACUUGGAAAUUUUGUGAGUUUUAAUGCUGAAGUUAUCGGGCAAACCUUCCCAUUUCGAAAAUAAAUCUUGGAUAGAAGAGCUUUUAAUAUGAA